Molecule: messenger RNA, 1390 nt
Organism: Monomorium pharaonis (pharaoh ant)
Lineage: Eukaryota; Metazoa; Arthropoda; Insecta; Hymenoptera; Formicidae
Exons: 2
Coding region: 32-1084 (350 amino acids)
Biological process (GO): DNA catabolic process
Cellular component (GO): cytoplasm
Molecular function (GO): 3'-5'-DNA exonuclease activity; nucleic acid binding
Source: RefSeq, a predicted model, not a curated record
AUAGAAAAGAAGAAAAAGUAUAUAAGUCAUUAUGGAGAUACAGACAUUUGUUUUCUUUGAUCUGGAAACAACUGGUCUCAUCCGAGAGAAGGAUAUGCCAAAAAUCACAGAGAUCGCUUUAAUUGCUGUUUCACGAGAAUCUAUAUGUAACUGCAAUGGAAACUCGCUGCCAAGAAUCUUGCAGAAACUAGUGAUCCCAGUUAAUCCGCAGAAAAUCAUACCACCAAAUGUAGAGCAUAUGACAAAGCUGUAUAACGAGAACAUGCAACUGCUUCAGCCAUUCGAAAGCGGACUCUACGAGUUGAUAAUGCACUUUUUACAACGUCUCACACCACCGAUUUGUUUCGCGGCGCAUAAUGGUGACAAGUUCGAUUAUCCAAUAUUUUUAGGGGAACUCGAACAAAUCAAUAAGGUAAUUGAUUUACAUAAUAGCUUUUUCAUGAUCUUUAUUUCGUUUAAUAAUAAUUCCCUUUUUUCCUCAUUAAAGAUACUUAAUAACGAAAUUCUCUGCAUUGAUACAUUGAAGAUGUUCCAAAAUUUCUUUAUGAAAAGAGAGUUGGAACCAAAAGUAAUCCAAGACUUAUUAAACGACGAGUACAAUGACUCACUUUCCACAUUGGAUAUAGAUGUAAAUAUGGAUAUAGAGACGCUAGAAGAGUCCAGCAUUGUCGCGACGAUGUCCACUGCACAGACAGCAUUUCCUUGGGACAAUAAAUAUAACGUAAUGGUAAAUGGAAAAGUAAAAGAGUAUAAAAAUCACGUUGAUGCCCAAUCUUCGAGGAAUCCAAUACAAACAGCGAAUGAAAAAACUCCAAAAAAUCAAAUAAUGAAAUUAGAAAAUGUCUUUCCACAACGACCAUCAAAAAAAAAUAAUCCGAAGAAAAAAUUAAAAUUCGAAUGUGAGAAGCCGAUUAGCUUGAAACUCCCUGAUAUUUAUGGAUACAUGUUCAACUCUGACUUCUCGCAUCAUUCAGCUGAGGCAGACUGUCUCGCUAUGAUACGCUGUGCCAUCAACAUUGCUCAUUUCUUCCUCGAUUGGUCAGAUAAUCACGCAAGACCGUUGAUUUGCUGCAAAAAAACGUAAUGCAAUAUUGUUAAUUAAUAAUGGAUAAAAUAGUAGCAUGAAAAAAUAUAGUAUAAAAAGAAUAUGUGCAAAUUGUCAUGAAUUUAAAGUGCAAGAUUAGUGCAAGGCUCGUGAAAUUUGAAGUAUUAUUUUGUUUAAUGAAUAAUAUUUUACUUAAAUAUCAUUAGGAAUAUACUUCUCUCCCCAUUAAUAAUAUAAAAAAUGAGAAAUUAUUGUUAUGAGAUGUGGCUAAUAUGGGAUGAGAGAUCAGGUGCCUUAAUUUUAUAUUAAUUAUUUAUUAAAUUAAAUAUAUAUUCUUAAAUUGCU